This is a messenger RNA of Ooceraea biroi (clonal raider ant), 2229 nucleotides long. RefSeq names its product tetraspanin 6 (gene Tspan6). Lineage: Eukaryota; Metazoa; Arthropoda; Insecta; Hymenoptera; Formicidae. The record is from RefSeq and is a predicted model, not a curated record. Gene Ontology annotation, cellular component: plasma membrane.
UGAAUGGAAUUCAUUCGAAGUCGGACCGUUGGUUGAUCGCGUCGCGUCGCGGCCAGCCUGUUUUCGUCCCGAACGGUUUCAUCGAGGCUCACCGCAGCGUCUUCGCAGCAGUGCGAGAUAGUGACUGCCCAGCUGCUGGACCAAUAAUCGACCAAGAUGGGGUGCGGAAUGGGAGUAAUCAAGUACCUGCUCUUCAUAUUUAACUUCAUCUUCGUGCUAUGCGGGAUAGCCAUCCUAGCCAUGGGCAUCAUCGUGCAGAUCGGAAACAGCAAUUAUUCGGACCACAUGAAGGACGUCACUGGCGAUCUCACGUUCCCGGCGGUGACGUUGAUCGUCAUCGGCAGCAUCAUCUUCGUCAUCGCGUUCUUCGGAUGCUGCGGAGCCAUCCGUGAGAGUCAUUGCAUGAUCGUCACGUUUGCAACUCUGCUGCUGACGAUCCUGAUCAUACAAGUGGCCGUUGCAAUCUACGCGUUUGUCGUACUGAAGAAUUCCGAUGGCAUCGACUUCACGAGUGUGUACAGGACUUCCUUCUUCGAAAAGUACAGACCCGAGAACCCGGACGAUGUGGCGCUGGUGGACAGUAUUCAGAAGGAGUUGGACUGCUGCGGUGUCACGAGCUAUGAGGAUUUCAUCAAGGAUCUUCACAGAUCAGUCCCAGGUAGUUGCUGCGGUAAGCCGUCUGAAACAGUGUGCGAGCCCACCUUGGUUCGGGAUAAAAGAGGUUGCGCGGCAGCGUUGCAAGACUUGUUCAAAUCUGCGUGCAGCAUACUGGGCGGCAUCGCUCUGGGUAUCGCUGCUAUCGAGCUUAUCGGUAUCAUCUUCGCGCUAUGCCUGGCAAAUUCCAUCAAGAACGCCGAACGCAGAGGCUACAGCGUGUAAAAGUGAGGAGGUCACCGUGAGUGAUCACCGCUUCGCUCGAGAAGCGCUUUCAACGUGCAACAACAAACGUCUUUACCGUCAUCCUACUGUCGUCAGUGUAUCCGUUUAUAAAAUGUGAUCGAAUACUUGUGGUUUACGAUAAAGUAAAGCAUUUGUUGGUUCUUACCCCGAGGUAAUCGUUCAAUUGCAAUAAAUUGAUAUACGUUUAAAUAACAUGGAAAAGUGCUCUCUCAAGUGUACGAUCACAUUCGUUUGACAGGACAAUUCUUUUUUUUACUAAGCGGAACGAGCACAAAGUGCCUCUUUACAUCUUUACUUCGGAUUCUUUCUUAUCUCUGACCGUGACUAAAGCAGAACGAUGAACGACGUCUUCGAAACGAAAGAUGCACUUUUUUUUUGUUCUUUGAUUUUCGUAGGAGUACGCAGUUCAUGGCCUAACGUGGGCGAUGAAUGUUUCGAAUAUUGGUAGUUCAUUUCCGAUCAUAUUCUUUUUUCUUUACGGAAACGAAAAAUCUAUUUUUAUAUAAAAUGUAUUUUAUACAAAAUACUAUAUAUUUCGAUAUGGCGUGCCGCUUUAACGCAUAUAUAUAUAUAAUAUAUGUAUUUGUUCCCAAUAUAAAUGGUCUAAAAACACACGAAUAAAAACUAUAAAAGAAAUUUCGUUACGUAAAUGUAUUCACUGUGUAGAGAUAUCUUGUGCGAUCUGCGUUCCCUAGUAACGCGAGCAACGUUAAAAUGCAUGUAUGUAUGUACCUUAGCGCAGCAGGGAAGCAGAACGAUAGUAUUUUACAAGAUUGAUGUUAAAAAGAUAUUUUCAUAUAAUAAAUUACACGUUGUACCUGCAGAGGUCAAUUAAUGUCGUUAUUAAAGAAGAAAAGAAAAACUUUCGUAUAUACGUAGCUUACAGGAAAUUCACCUUGUUUGUACAGCACACUGUGUAUGGAUGUUGUAUAUAUACACACGUCUUUUUGUCUCGUAAUAGAAGCUACUUAAUUUAAGGGAUACCAUUGCCGUUCGCGAAGACGCAGGACAAACGUGCGUUCGUGCCAGUAUUUACGCUUAAGCGCUACGCCGCCGGCAAUGAAGCAAAAGUAUGAGAAUAUGCACAAGGAGCUGGGCGUGGGCGAAAAAAAUUAAAUGUACGAAUAAUUUGAAUAUCGUUCAAGUAAGAUUGCGAUUUUAUUCUCUCUCUCGUCGCUUAUUCUCACGUUGCGGACGAUGCAUCGACCAAUCGUUGCGUCAUACGCGUCACCAUCGAUUGCGAUUAUCAUUGCUGCUGCUGUUUCCCCGAAUUAAGCUGUAUGCCCAGUUCUGUGUAACGUUUAAUCCUGAAAUAAAUGUGAGUAAAAG